AUGGCCCCCCUCACCCCCCACUGGCAGCAGCCCUCCCACCCCGACGUUCAGGAAGUCGUCAUCAACGAUCAAGAGUUCACCACCAAGAGCUACUCCAAAGUCACGCUCCCACCGUUUGCCGUCUUUGCCAAGCUCACCUUCCCGCCUUGUACUGUUGCCGACGAGCCCACCUACGCGACCGUGCAGAUGGGCCGGCAUAGCCACUUGAAUCUGAAUAGUGAUUUGCUGUAUAUCAAUCACUCUUGUGAACCGUCUCUUAUUUUUGACACUGGGAAUAUGGACGUUCUCGUUGGCCCAAACGGCCUCAAGCCCGGCGAUGAACUCACUUUCUUUUACCCCUCAACAGAAUGGGACUUGGCCCAGCCGUUCACCUGUCUCUGUGGUCAUCCAACUUGCCACGGCACCAUCUCUGGCGCAAAGCACAUGACGCCGCAACAGCUCCAUGGCGUGUGGCUUAACGGCCAUAUCCGUGACCUCCUCGAGGAAAAACACUGCUCUGCACCCAGUGAUCUUGAGUCCGAUACGGAUCCCAUAGCUCGGGCGUUGACCGAAGUUCUCCUGCAGGCUGAAAAGGGCGUCCAAGCAGCGCGGCGUGCCAUACGUGUCCACGCAGGUGCUUCGCAAAAGAGAGGCGUGGCGGCUGUGAAUAGCACCAAGAAGAAUGGCGUCGUGGCCCAAGUUGAUAUUGACAUGGAAGAGGGCUUGAAUAGACGCGGUCUCACGUCGAGGGAAUUGAGUGGCGAGAUGGGUGGUGAUACCGUUCGUGCGUAA
Molecule: messenger RNA, 771 nt
Organism: Metarhizium album ARSEF 1941
Lineage: Eukaryota; Fungi; Ascomycota; Sordariomycetes; Hypocreales; Clavicipitaceae
Product: Post-SET domain protein
Exons: 3
Coding region: 1-771 (256 amino acids)
Source: RefSeq, a predicted model, not a curated record